Seminavis robusta is the source of this 5756-nucleotide messenger RNA. The record is from the annotation of a GenBank genome assembly. NCBI's taxonomy places the organism in Eukaryota, Bacillariophyta, Bacillariophyceae, Naviculales, Naviculaceae.
GUAAGAAGUGAGAGAGAAGAGGGGGGGGGUUGUAUCAAUGCUUGACAAGCGGAAAGAUCAAAGGAUCAAGGAUCAAGGAUCAAGGAGGAUUCUUUCUCAACCUUCCUUCAAGCCCCGCAGAGAACGAAGCGAAUAGUCCGCAACCUUUGAUGACCAAACCGUUUGCCCGGUGAAAUUCGCAACUGGCUGCGCAGGCUCGUCACUCCAAAACAGAACAGAAGAUCCUCCCUGGAAGUUGGCUCACAAAUCUCAAACAAAAAACAAAAAAACAUUCACCAAAACAACCAAGAAAGCACAAACAACAUGAUGUCCAGAGGUUUGCUCUCGCUGCUUCUGCUAGCCUCGUUUGCGCAUAGCACCACGGCUUCUUCGAACAAUAGUUACAGCAAGUUCUGUCAUGAAGAGACUCAUCCCUUUGACUCUUUUGUUCACAAGUCGGUGUACACUGUUGGCGUCCAUGCCAUUCGUGGACUCGAUUCAGCAGUGGCAGAAACAAACAUGACCUUUGCGACGUACCUGACCGAAACGGCCGGGAAGCGUUUCGACCCACCCAUUCAAUUCCAAGUGAAACCUUUCUACUUUGAUGGCAUCUUUAAUGCAAUUGAUAAUGAUGAAUUGGACUUUCUCUACAGCAACCCUGGCGUGUAUUCAUGCAUUGGAACUGAAGUCGGUGCGACAGCGCUCACCACUGCUGUCAAGCGCUUGACGGUUCGAGACAAGACCUUCGAUCUUGAUGUUUACGGAGGAGUCAUUGCCGUGAGGGCUGACAACAAGGAGAUAAACUCAAUCGGAGACCUGAAGGACAAGAUCAUUGGUGCGGGUGCCAUCAUCGACUUGAUGGCAGGCCAGAUGCAGAUCUAUGAGAUGGGACGUGCGGGUUUGUCCUAUGUCAACGACCCCCGUCAGGUGGUCUUCACCAAGAAUCAAAUUGAUGUCGUCAAUGGUGUCUUGGAUGGGAUUUUCGAUGUCGGCUUCAUUCGAACGGAUCAAAUUGAGAUCACCGAGGACGAACAUGGCAACUUGCUUGAUCCUGAUCUCUUCAAGAUCAUUGAACCAAAGAUCUACGUGAUGCAGAAUGGAGACAUCUUCCCGUUCUUGCAUUCCACAGACAUAUUCCCGGAGUGGCCUCUGGCAGCCAUGGAUAGUGUUGCAUCUGAUGUGGCUCUGGAGGUCCAAGAAGCUCUCUUGAGCUUCGAGAAGUACGCCAAGGUGGGGGACGAAGUGAAGAAGUGCAAGGAAAAUUUGGAUGCCGACUUCUGCGAAGCCGUGGAGCCAUGGGAUUACUACGCAGAAGCCCCAUGUGACACUACCCAUGAAUUGGCCGAACUUGCAUCUACUGCCUCCAAGGUGGGCUUGUUCGCGGGAUUUCGUACAAGUCGGUCUUACUUUGAACUUCGGACAAUGCAGCAAGAGGCUGGUUUCAUGCUUCAAAACGAUGAAGGAGACUGGUACUGCACCCGUCCGUCAAAUUUGUAUGAGGGCAUCACGUGUCCUGAAGGAUUCUUUAAGAGAAGUGAGGAUGAGUUUCUCAAUGGCUGUGCCCAAGUAGGCUUGUCUUGUGAUCAGAAUGAGGACUACGAUUGCUUUUGUAAGCCCUGCGUCGAAGCCUAUGACGUCGAUGUUUACGAACAUGAAGCAGGGGCCGAAGAUCUCCAUCUCGUGGAACACUACGGGACAAGCCUUCCAGGCUGUAAGAAAAUGUCUAUCUGCGGUCAGGUGGAGCAAGGGGAGAGCAUUACCCUUCGAAUCUACGACAAUGAGAUGAGGGACGGUGCUACUGUCCAUGUCGUCUCUCACGCUGGAGACGAGGAAAAAGAGCUUUGGGUCAACCAUAUUGAGGGAACGUACGCCUACGAGUUCACUGUUUUUGACAAGGCUGUGCAAACACAAGUUGUCGACAUUUCCGUGAAUGGGGUCCCCAUUUCGCAAUCCCCAAUUCGAGUGAUGGUUGUACCCAAGGACUGCGACGUUAUCUACGGCGAGAGUGCCCUACGACAAGCUGAUGCGCUUGGAAACUGUGUCUGCCGUGACAACACCUACGAGCUGGGCAGUAAAUGUUUGGAGGCGCACUGGUUCUUUUUGAUGAUCUUUGGCCUCGCCUUCGCCGUCUUAGCGGUGUUCGUUGGUAUGUUACUUCAGUACAAGAAGAAGCAAACAGACAGUGUAUGGCACGUGAGCGUGGAUGAAUUGCACUUGAAUGAGCCUCCAGAGGUGAUUGGCCAGGGUGCCUUUGGUGUCGUUGUACUCGGCCAAUAUCGUGGAACAAAGGUCGCCGUGAAACGGGUUUUGCCACCCGAAAUCAAGCAACGCAAAGACUCUCAUCACUCGUCACAGCUGUCGGGGUCGGGUUCGCUUCAGUUGUCGAAUAAAGCACCCUCGAAAACAAUGACAGCGUCGAUGUCUAAAAAAGAUCCCAAGGUUUCCAAGCCAAACGUCCAGUUCCUUGCUGAGGUUGACGGAGACAUUGAAGCCCCGCCGGAUAAGAAACACAGCAGUAGCAACAUCAGUAUGUCCAAUAACAAGGCAUGGGAAGAGCUUCUUCUUGAUGACAGAAAGUACAACAGCGCCCUGAAGGUCCUCGAAACGGCUACACUCUCUAACCAUGGAAGCAGUUCCUGGAAUGGAUUCUACAUGGCCAGUUCCAGCAGCCGCAGCAGGUUGUCAGACAUGGUACCGUUGUGGAUGCGAUUUGAUGAACAUUCCCGGCUCCGCAGAGAGUUUGUCAAUGAGAUGCGUCUGCUCUCUCGCCUAAGGCAUCCCUGCAUCACAACCGUGAUGGGGGCAGUCAUCGCUCCACGAGUUGACCCAAUGCUUGUGAUGGAGUACAUGGAGUACGGAAGCCUUUACGAUCUCCUUCGGAAUGAAACCAUGUAUGCUGGCGGAGAAAUCAUUCUGCAAAUCAUCAAAGACAUUACGCAGGGAAUCAAUUUCCUUCAUAGCUCCAGGCCACCGAUUCUCCACGGGGACCUCAAGGCCAAGAACAUCUUGGUCGAUAGUCGUUUCAGGGCCAAGGUCGCUGACUUUGGCUUCAGUCACAUCAAAUGCGGGACAGGCAAGACCAAAAGUGUGCUACAGGGAACGCCCAUUUUCCUUGCUCCAGAAUACUUGAAGCGAAAGACGGAAUACUCGACCGAGUGCGACAUGUACUCUUACGGCAUGAUUCUCUAUGAAAUCUAUGCUCGCAGCGAUCCCUUUGAAGGCGAAGACUUGAGGGAUAUUCUCCCAAAGGUCUGCCAUCCCCGCAUCAACAAGCGCCCACCCGUUCCAGAAGCUUGUCCACCAAAAAUGGCGGAAGUUAUGAAGAAGUGCUGGUCCGCAAAUCCCUUCUUCCGCCCCUCCGCCAAGGAUGUUGACUACAUCCUUGUGGAGAUGAGUAGCAAAGAGGCGGAACCUCUUGUUGGAAUGCAGCAAAACAAGAAGGAAAGGAACAGACCGACAUCCCUUUACGAUGUGUUCCCAAAGGCGGUAGCGGAUGCGCUCAACGCGGGCAAGAAAGUUGAACCAGAAUCGCAUGAGAUCGUGACAGUUGUCUUCUCGGACAUUGUUGGAUUCACCACCAUCAGCCAAACAUUUGAACCAAUUCAAGUAUCAAAGAUGCUCGACAGACUUUACAAUGCCUUCGAUGCAUGUGCUACAAGGCACAAUGUUUUCAAAGUCGAGACGAUUGGAGAUGCGUACAUGGGUGUGACAAACCUGAGCGGGCAGGAAUUCGAAACCCAUGUGAAGCAAGUUGCUGAGUAUGCCAUGGAGAUCAUUGCAGCUGCAAGCAAGAUCUUGAUCGACGAGGAUGCACCCGAAAAAGGUUGCGUGAAGAUUCGAGUAGGCUUCCACAGCGGUCCUGUCGUGAGUAAUGUCAUUGGCAGUUUGAAUCCGAGAUAUGGACUCUUCGGCGACACGGUGAAUACAGCAUCAAGAAUGGAGUCGAACUCGGUGGUUGGACGAAUCCAUUGCACACACGCCGCAGCACAGCUUCUGAUGCAACAGGCCCCAGAGAUUCCGGUGACUUUGCGCGGAAAGAUUGAAGUCAAGGGCAAGGGCAAGAUGAUGACUUACUGGGUUGGCAACGAAAUGAUCGAUAUGGACUUGCCUCCGAUUCCCGACGUAUCAGAGGCGGCCUCUGAAAGCGUUCACAACAUACUUGCUGACCUUGCAAACAUCGAGGACGAAGACGACGAAGAAGUUGACGACGCCAUCAGUGCGGGCGAUACUACAUGUACCCCAAAGACGGAAGAAAUGUCCGAUUGCCCUGGAUCGUCUUUCUCGUCCGCGGAUCAGGACGACAACAUCAAUGUAGUCUCGGAUAUUCUCUUGAAUCUCAUCAAGCAGAUCGUGGCCGCAAGACCAAGGAAUGGUGCUAAACGCACUCCUGCCGAGGACGCAGCCAUCAAGGAGCUGGAGCAGACAAUCGGGAAGGACGUGAACCUGCUGGAGAAGGCAUCGGAGGCGAUUGUGUUCCCCGACACGAAAGACGUUCGCGUUCGCGAUCUCAAGAGAGUUGUUCUGGGUAACGAGGUGCAACAGCAGCUCCACCAUUUUGUCGAGGUUGUCGCUUCCAAGCACAAUUCUGAGGCGCCGUUCCACUCGUUUGACCACGCUGUUAGCGUGUGUGAAGCGGCAAACCGGUGGUUGUAUGAAGCAUCUUUGAAGCAAAGCGACACUGAUGAUUGUGUUGCGGGAAUUGCAACAGACAGCGUAUCUCGGUUUGCCGCCGUGAUUGCAGCCCUUUUGCACGACGUCGAUCACCGCAGCAUGCCCAACAGCUGUCUGUCAUCGGCCGAACCCACACUGCAUGAAAAAUACCGCGGCAAGGCCACCCAGGAACAGAACUCGCUAGAGAAAGGAUGGGAGAUCUGGCUUCGUCCCGAAUUUGCAGAUCUCCGUGCCUGCAUCUACCAAACAAAAGACGAAUUUGUUCGAUUUCACCAGAUAUUGGUUCAUGAAGUGAUUGCAACCGACAUCUUUGACCCUGACAUGGCCAGGGAUCGUCUGACACGGUGGGAAGAGGCUUUUGAUCUGACCGCCGAAGGGACAGAUAGGAGUAGCUCCGACCAAAAGAGCGUUGCUCUGUUGGAACUGUUGAUUCAGGCCGCUGACAUUUCCCACACAAUGCAGAGUUGGACCAAAUACAUCAGGUGGAACUCUGCGUUGUUCCAUGAAAUGCGCCGAGACUACAAGCUCGGAUUGCUGCAGGACGAUCCCUGCCUGACCUGGUACGAAGGCGAAACCAAGUUUUUUGACACGUAUGUCAUUCCUCUUGCACACCGCAUGCAAGAUUGCGGUGUCUUUGGGACUUCCGGAGUCGACUGUAUGCGAAGGGCCGAACGAAACCGCCGAAAGUGGCAACAGGAAGGACCAGGGCUCGUGAACAGCUGGGUGGCUGUAUCGCAAACCGCGGAUGAGUUUUUCCCCGCGGUUCAGCCUUCGGAUGACGCCCCGGACAAGAAGAAAUUGGAUACCUAUCUCAAAAUGAAGAAAGAUCUUGAAGUGGCUGCGAUAGCUUGAGCUUCGCUUCAUCAAGUUGGUUUUGCAGCUUGAAAGGCGGCUGCUUCCCUUCCAUUCCUAUGCUUCAUUCAUUUUUCAAACGUUCUAUUUGUUUUGCUGCCUCCUCCAACUUCUAUCUUCUAUCUUCCUACGAACAAGAAACCAAGAAUUUUGGGUUGAUUCCGUCAGGAUUUGGGACAUCGAAUCUACCAUACAUUUAUUUUAUCAUAUCAUAACUUACAUCUACUAUAAUAAACUCCGUUUCAAUGCAUGCA